Acanthochromis polyacanthus (spiny chromis) is the source of this 3203-nucleotide messenger RNA. Its product is annotated as DEP domain-containing mTOR-interacting protein-like. Gene Ontology annotation, molecular function: protein binding. The record is from RefSeq and is a predicted model, not a curated record. Lineage: Eukaryota; Metazoa; Chordata; Actinopteri; Pomacentridae. The transcript has 5 exons. Bases 443 to 931 code for a protein of 162 amino acids.
CAUGCAGCAGCUUCACAUUUGGGCCAGGAAGAAAAAAAUAAAGUUCUUUACAAUUUUGUACUGAUACCAACAUGAUGUUAAAUUUUGAGGGUCAUUUACCAACAUUAAUAUUAUUUAAGAGAUGAAGAUUUCUGCUUGCAGCUUGUCUCCUCCUCCCUGCUGCUGACGGUCAGUUUGUUUGUUCAGGGGUUUAAUAUUUAGCUCGCUCACAUGCAUUUUUUUCCGACCAGUUGACUACCCUCGCUUUCAGAUCUGUAAACACAUCGGCAGGUUUUAACUUACAUCCUGACUGAGGAAACUUUGGGAAGCUGUCGUCCAGCCGGAGCCAUCCGAUGCCUGAGGACUGACUGUUUUGUAUGAAGUUUUAAAGCUCUCCUUCCUGGAUUCAUCCUUUUCGGCUCUUUUUUCUGAGUGACUGGAUUGAAAAAAUAACUGAGGAGAGAUGGGACCUCGUACUGCAGUUGCUCCUUCUAAGGACGUAAAGCCGGUCCCAGGUGGAGGAUGUGGAGGUCAGGGUGGAGCUCGACUGAGGAGCAGCAGUGAUGGAAGCAGAUACAGCUGGAGAGGAACCGGCAUUCCCAGCUCAUCCUCUUCCUCCUCUCUAGUGCUCUCCAACCCCAAAUCAGUCCUGAAAAGACCAGUGAGCACAGAAGAGCUGCAACGACCAGGAUCACCAUACAUCAAGAAAACCUUUACAAUUGUGGGUGAUGCAGUCGGUUGGGGGUUUGUGAUCAGAGGAAACAGACCAUGUCACAUCCAGGCUGUGGAGCCCUGUGGUCCAGCUGCUGCUGCAGGGAUAAAGGUUCGCCAAUUUGUAGUUUCAGUUAACAGUGUCAAUGUUCUUAACCUGGACUACCGCACCGUCAGCCACCUGAUCCUCAGAGGACCCCGAACCAUCGUGAUGGAAGUUAUGGAGGAGACUGAACAGUGAGGAAACCCUACAUGUGUCGAGGUUUUUCUCAAAGGACUGUAAAGACACAGUAAGGAAACAGGAGAUCACACUGUUGGCAAUUAUCCUUCUGUUUUAAAAUUGUUCUUGAAAUGACGAGUUGUUGACUGAAGGCAUCUAGAGUCAGGGUUGUCUCUCAGAAAUGGACUAAAGGUAGAAUUUGUUAAUGAUGUGUGGAAACCCAGUAGUCUUGUUUAUGUGCGUAAGAGGCAGAUCAGUAAACUGCAUGAAGACAGCACUGGUUGGUUGAAUUCAGAGAACAACCCUCUUGAUGUCCUGGUGAAGUCUUCUCCUCUCUAACGUCACCAUCAGUAAUGUCAUAUCCAUCAUAAAUGCAUCAAACGUACAAUUUUCUGUUUUCUUUGUGCUCAUAUAACUGCAGCUCCAUGAGUAAUUACUAUGAAAAUAUUCGAUGCUACUCUGCAAAUAAACAGAAAGGCUAAAAGGCCUAGUUACGUGACCUGUUCUUUAAACAGCUGUACCACUGAUCAAGUUUUUCAAUUUAUGCAAGUCCUACAUUAAAGCUUUGCAUGUUGAUUCAAAGAACACUUUUUAAAUAAGUAUAUGAUAUCACCAAAUGUGUCUAACAGAAAAGAAGUCCUCCUAAAUAAUGUACAUUUAUCUAUAUUAAAGUGCUGAAAGUGCUUGUUUUAAAGUGUUUGCAGUUACACCUGCACCAUGUUUUUCUAGAGAGUAAAGAGAGAUUAAUGGGUUAGCAGGUAUGUCAGAAUUUUUAGUGUCACCAAGGUGGCGUUUACCUGCUAGAUCAACAUGGUAACAGAUGCUGCAGAGCUAACCUGGUUAUGUUUCAGAUUUAAACUGGUUCCUGGUGAUUCUUUAUGAGUGAAACAGAUAGUCAGCAGAGGUAAUACAGCAUAUCUGAAAACCUGUUGAUCUGUGUUGCUAUGGGAAACUGACAUGCAUUCAGUUGGUGAUGCAGAAAUAUGUUUUUAUGUUUUAGUCUUGAUUUGCCUUCCAGACCAUUGUACACUGUUGGUACUGCGGCAGAUAGGAUACAAUAGAAAUUUAUUUUGUUUUUUAGUAUUUAUUACAGAGGUUAUUCAAUUAAUAAUGUUAAUUUCACUUUAAUUUGUCCAAAAAUUUAAGUGAUAUCCUGUAGAGUCAGAGCUACAUGCACUUAAAUACAGUUUUAUGUUUGAAUGACUGAAGUUCAACAGCUCUAAAAUGAAUAUAUUAACACAUGAUUAAAAGUUUUCCUGUCUUGCAUCAUCUGCAGUGGCAGCAGCUUUCAUCAAUUUUUAUAUUACUUGUUGCUCUCCAUUGAAACAGAAUGUUGACUGAAGUCGACAGCACAUGAUUGGUCCAUUUUGUGCAGAAGAAGAGUCACAUGAUGCAUUAAUACUCUUUUAUAGGAAAAGAGUUAACAAUGAAAGUUGUAGACCACCAUUGUGAUACUUGUCAUGCCUGACUGGAGGUUUUAGGUUUUGUUAAGCCGGCUAACACAAAGAAAGUCUGGAUUUGUUGAGCCUGCUUCAUGGUUCAUGCCUCUGAAGGUGAUCAUGAUGUUGAUAUCGUUCCCACCUGGUGUUGUUUUCUUCACUGCUUUGGACUUAUCACCCUGUGUGCCCCUUCACUGCCUCAUGUGCACACAAACACUUUACCUGCAUCCAUCACAUGAGCGUUCACACCUACACAUGCCUGGAAACACAAUCCCCUCCAGCUCCUCUAUUCACUGUUUACCUUUCCAUCCACUGAUUCCAGGAAAGUGUGAGGAAGAUCAGCAGCUUAGACAGACUGCAGCUCGAGUACUUUGUUUUUGAGCCUCUCUUUAGCGUCUCUUUUUCUUUUUAAUAGCUUGUUUUAAAAUGUGCUUGAGAGUAUGUGUCUCAGCAGGCGGCGUUUUGCUCUCUGCAGGGUGAUUCUCAGCUGCAUCUGUAAUGCUGGUUUUUCAUACAGGCGUUUAGAAGAGUUAUACUUUUAAAAUAUAGAGGAUUUUUAAAAAAACACUAAAUAUGAAAAGCAUGUUUUUCUUCCCUUAAAGUGCAAUACAGAAUUCCAAGCAGACAAUAAGCUGAUUACAGGCUUAUCGCAGGUAUUUAAAACUUUAAUUUCAAUUUUAGAUGGAUUAUUCUUAUUUAUAAUCCCGUUUUAAUUACUUGCUUAAAGGUAAUCUCUUUCAUUCUUUAACUCCUUCACCUGUAAUUAUUUGUAUUUGUUUUGAUUGUGAUCCUACUGAAAGUUGCAUUUCUUAUGUUAAAUAAAAUAAGAUGCAAAUAAAGUCUUGAUUGAUCAA